Molecule: messenger RNA, 639 nt
Organism: Dothidotthia symphoricarpi CBS 119687
Lineage: Eukaryota; Fungi; Ascomycota; Dothideomycetes; Pleosporales; Dothidotthiaceae
Exons: 2
Coding region: 105-437 (110 amino acids)
Source: RefSeq, a predicted model, not a curated record
GUUGGGUAUAUAUAUCCUUUACCCGGUACGAAGAUUGAUUAGUCUAUCAGUCAAAUUUGUGCACGUCUGAUAAUAGCAACUUGGGAACGUACAACAGUUUGUGGAUGAGAUUGAAGGUAGUGAGCUGGAUGUUACAACUUGUCCUUUUUCUUUCGAGACAUUUCGUUUCUGUUGGUUCAUCCUCUCUUUGUUCUUUCAACCAGGUUCGACCUUGUGCAGUUGUUACGUUCAUGUCUGUGAAGUCUCGCAUUUCUUUACCUGUUGGUACGAAGUCUUUUUCUCUCGUUGUCGAAGGUCAUGACCAGUUAUAUUUUUUUGAAAAGAAAGCGUCUCAUGUUCAACUGAUGAGGAGAUUUCUGAUCACAUGGUGUUGGACUCAAAUCUACUGUCUUCGCCGCGUUCGAAAAUGGAUUGUAGGUCGAAGCUGUCAGAUGUAACGGAGAAGGUAAGACAUAAAAACAGUUGGAGUGGCUAACUUGGGAUCUGGCGCUACAUGCGUUGACAACCCCAGCUCACCUUUCAUCGGGCCGGAUGAAGGCAAUAGCACAGAUCUGAAUCUUACAUACCAAGGUUCGCCACUGCCGGACUCUUUUGCACAAUCAUGGCCUGAUCCCGUCCUUAAUCUUACACUCCUCAUCA